Molecule: messenger RNA, 1998 nt
Organism: Candidozyma duobushaemuli
Lineage: Eukaryota; Fungi; Ascomycota; Pichiomycetes; Serinales; Metschnikowiaceae
Gene: MPT5
Product: Mpt5p
Exons: 1
Coding region: 1-1998 (665 amino acids)
Biological process (GO): post-transcriptional regulation of gene expression
Cellular component (GO): cytoplasm
Molecular function (GO): mRNA binding
Source: RefSeq, a predicted model, not a curated record
AUGGUCUCCCCUAGAGAACACUCCCAUAACCUCCUGAUCAACUCGAUCUCCUCCAUCGUCGAGCCGACAACGCCUCCUUCGGCAACGACAAACUCGAAGCUCUGGGACCAGCAGCGCCUCAAUGGCCUGUUGUCCUUGCCGAGUUUCAGCCUUGAAGCCAAGGAGACCACGCCACUCAAAAUCGACAAGGACUACUUGGCCCUGGUGCUGAAGGCGCCUUUGCUGCUGUUGCGGAGCCACGUCUUGCGUUUGGCCAAGGACCAGUACGGCUGUCGUUUCCUCCAGAAACGUAUCGACGAGAAUGUCGUGCCCAAUCGCCAGGCUAGGGUCGCCAACUACGAGAUCAUCUUCAAGGAGGUCGCUCCACUGUUGUACGAGCUUAUAAUCGACCCUUUUGGCAAUUACUUGGUCCAGAAGUUGGUCGACUACUGCUCAGAGGCCGACCUUGACCUCAUGUUAGAUACCUUGCACAACAACUUGUUCCUGGUUUCCAUCAACCAGCAUGGAACCAGAGCUUUGCAGAAAGUCAUUGACCACAUGUCCAACAGCCACCAGUUGGCGCUAUUGAUGAAGGGCUUGAAGCCGUACAUCAUUGAGUUGAUCAAGGACUUGAACGGCAACCAUGUCAUCCAGAAGAUCUUGAACAAGUACCCACCCGACAACUGCCAGUUCAUCUACUCCUCCAUCAUCGAAGACAUUUUGGUGGUGGCCACCCACAAGCAUGGUUGCUGUGUGCUUCAAAAGUGCUUGAACCACGUCAACCCCUCCCAGCUCUCUGCCUUCUCCGAGAAGAUCUUGCAGUACAAUGUGUUUGUCGUGUUGAUCAACGAUCAGUUUGGUAACUACGUCUUGCAGUAUCUCGUCUCUAUUGAUUCUGUCGAUGUGAACUGUGCCCUUUUCAAUAACUUCCUCAAGUACGGGAUCAACGACUUGUGCAACUUGAAGUUCUCUUCCAAUGUGGUUGAGAAGCUCAUGAAGAACUGCUACCACAACGAGCCCAAGCUGCGUCUGUUCACUGACUUGAAGUUUUCCGUUAUAGGUGCCAUCUUCAACACUGAUCUCAACAAGCUCAUCAACGACCCAUACGGCAACUACGUCAUCCAGACGUUGAUAGACAUUUUGAUCAACCACAACGUCACUUACUACCAUAGUAGCGACAGAAGUGUCAUACCUUCAUUGCAGCAGCUUCUUCCCCCAAACUAUAUUCAUAGCUCGGACUCGUUGCAGAUCCAAGUCAUCAAGCACUGGUUCCAAAACUGCAAGAUCGUCUCCUCGUUCGGCAAACGUAUCCAGCUGAAAAUUAACAUUAUUUUGAAUGGGGUCAAGUCGUCGGGUCGUAAACAUCAGCAGGUGAACCAUGGCAACAUGAUCAUCCCACCUACAAAUGUCAUGUCGAAUCAGAACAUGAAUGCAAACGGAGAGUUCAUUCAAAGCCGUACUCCCAUGGCCCCCUACCCUUUUCAGGCCAACUCCAUGGCCAUGAACAACGGAACGGGCUACAACAAGGGCUAUAAUGGGUAUCAGAGAAACAAUCGCCUGAACCAUCUGCAUCAGUAUUACGACGGCUAUGCGAUGAACCGCAGUCUUGGUCCGUCUCCGGUCCCAAGAGAUUCGCAAAGCUCCUUCGACUCCCUUGUCGACCCCAGCCUUUCAGCCACGGCGCUGUUAGCAAACUUGCAUAUAUCGGCUCCAGUUCUGGCUCCGAUCGAUCAAUCCACUGUAUCAUACAAUAAUGCCAACCCCCAACUAUCCAACUUCAUUUCUAACGACUUCACGAGAAAUGCGGGCUACUCCAUGGCGAAUCCAGGUAUUAUGGCCGGUGCAAGGUCUCUGCUCAAUGGUCAGUACGGUGUACGUCCUGACAGAGGCCACGAAGGCUUGAGGAAUCUGUUGCAGUACUCUGGAAUGCUUCCACUGUACUCGGGUGCUGGCCAUCAGGGCUUUUCCCACCAGCAGAACUCCUCGUACCCAGGAAACAUAAAUUUCUUCAAGGAGUAA